Messenger RNA from Cuscuta europaea, 3094 nucleotides. NCBI's taxonomy places the organism in Eukaryota, Viridiplantae, Streptophyta, Magnoliopsida, Solanales, Convolvulaceae. The record is from the annotation of a GenBank genome assembly.
AUUUUGAAUCAGCCCUCCGCAUCGCACUCACAAGUCACAGUCCCGCCGCUCUUUUUUACUUCCGCAGCAGCGAAGCUCAGGCUGCUCAGCCAUGGCCGGGAUUGUGAAGCCGCAAGGCGCUUUCACGGUUACACCCCACAAAGUCUCCAUUUGCAUUCUGGUUCACGUAUAUGCUCCGCCAGUUCAAGACUCUACUCCCUUCCCUUUCUCCUCUGUCUCUCAGCAUAACGGCCUGGCACUGUACUUAACCUCUCUCAUCAAGUCAUGUGAGGAUAUUUUUGAGCCGAAGCUAGAUGAGUUGAUUGCGCAGUUGAAGAAAGUAUCCGGAACAUUGAAUGACUGGUUGAUUGAAAACUUGAUGCAGAGUUUAUCAUCCUUAGCUUCCCCUGAUGAUCUGUUUAACUUCUUUAACGAGUUGCGAGGCAUACUUGGGGGUUCUGAUUUGAAUGAAAUUGACGAUGAUCAAAUCAGUUUGGAUCCGAGUAGCAACAUUGGAAUGUUUGUUCGUCGUUGCUUACUUGCUUUCAAUAUCUUGUCAUUUGAGGCCGUCUGUCACCUAUUAACAAAUAUAGAGAUGUACCGCAAGGUGUCACUCUCAAGAUGUUCUCCCUAUGAGUUGUUGAAUUUAGAUGGUACCAGCUGCGAUCUGGAUGGAUCAAGGACCUAUGAGAAUAUGGAAAUGGAGAUUAUUGUUUGUCAAAAAGUCAGCAAGAAAAUGGAAGCAGAAAGCGUAGCUAGUGAGCGAGUUCCAUUUCACAAUCAUGCUCCUAACGUACUUGUUGGGCUAGUUGAAGGAAAUUAUGUUUCUCACAGUACAAAAGUCAAACACAAUAGGAAACCUGGGGAGUCCAGCCCAAGUGGGUCUUCACCAUGUGAUGCAUCAAAAGGUGGUAAUCCUUCAGUUGCAAUGUUCAUACGAACCAACUGGCAAAUACAAGGAUACCUAAUGGAUCAGGCUGGUUUGAUUGAGAAGUGCCCAGCAUGGAAGCUCCUUCAUUUUCAAUGCAUUUGAUUCUGUGUUACAACAGCUCCAGAAACAAGCACCUGAACUGCAUCGUGUUCACUUUUUGCGUUACUUAAAUAGCCUUUAUCAUGAUGACUACCCUACUGCUUUGGAAAAUCUUCAUCGGUAUUUUGAUUACAGUGCAGGGACGGAAGGAUGUGACUAUAUACCUCCGCCUUCUUCUGUAGGCGGCAGCUUCGGCAGAUAUGAAGUUGCUUUGCUAUGUUUAGGAAUGAUGCAUAUUCAUUUUGGCCACCCAAAACAAGCUCUGGAGGUUUUGAGUGAAGCUAUUCAAGUUUCUCAUCAGUACAGUGAUGAUACCUGCCUUGCAUAUACAUUAACAGCUAUUUGCAAGCUGCUGUCCAACGCUGGUAUCUCAAAUACUACUGGUUUUAUUGGAUCAUCAUAUUCACCAGUUGCCCAUUUAAGCACUUCUAUGUCAGUCCAACAGCAAUUAUAUGUUCUUUUAAGAAGUUCCAUAAAGCGAGCGGAAAGUCAAAAGUUGAAACGACUGGUGGCCUCUAAUCAUCUUGCUAUGGCUAAAUUUGACCUUGCACAUAUUCAUAGACCUUUGCUCUCAUUUGGCCCAAAGACAUCCAUAAAGCUCACAACUUGUCCAGUCAAUGUCUGCAAGGAGCUGAGGUUAAGUUCUCAUCUAAUUACUGACUUUGGAGAUGAAACUUCAAUGAUGACCUCAGAUGGCGCUUUUUGUACUGCUUGGUUUAAGAAUUUGAAGAAGCCAAACAGUUUGCUUAUUUUUACACAAGAAAACGAGUCUAGUAAUAACAUAACGUCCCAUUUCUGUGCACAACCUAGUUCCAUUCCUGGGUCAGUGCUGCAGGUAUUAGGCUCAUCUUACUUGGUUCGUACCACUGCAUGGGAGGUCUAUGGCAGUGCCUCUCUUGCUCGAAUAAAUUCCCUAGUUUUUGCAACCUGCUUUUAUGACUCAUCCAGUUCAGAGGAUGUUGCAAUGGCAUAUGCAAAACUUAUCCAGCAUUUGGCAGUAUAUAAAGGAUACAGAGAGGCAUUUGCUGCACUUGAAAUUGCAGAGGAGAAGUUUUUAUGCCUUUCAAAGUCAAGAGUCCACCUUGCAAAACUGCAGUUACUCCAUGAGCAUGCUUUACACCAGGGGCGCCUUAAACUAGCUCAACGACUAUGUGAUGAGCUAGGCAUUUAUGCUUCUUCUGUAGCGGGAGUUGAUAUGGAGAUAAAGGCUGAAGCAAGCUUCCGCCGUGCACGGACAUUGCUUGCUGCAAACCAGUUCAGUGAGGCAGCGGCUGUAGCACAAUCUCUUUUCUGUAUGUGCUACAAAUUCAGUUUACAGGUUGAGAAUGCUACUAUACUCCUCUUGAUCGCAGAGAUACACAAGAGAUCAGGCAAUGCCGUUUUAGGAAUUCCAUAUGCAUUGGCCAGCCUUUCUUUUUGUCAGUCUUUUAACCUGGAUCUUCUCAAAGCCUCAGCUACGCUGACAUUGGCCGAGUUAUGGCUCUCUCUCGGGUCAAGUCAUGCAAAGAGGGCUAUGACUCUCAUACACAAUGCUUUUCCCAUGCUUCUUGGUCAUGGUGGUCUUGAGCUUCGUGCCCGGGCCUUCAUUACUGAAGCAAAAUGCUAUCUAGCAGACUCAAGUUUUUCAGUAUAUAAAGAGGCAGAGAAUGUGCUUAAACCUUUACGGCAAGCUUCGGAAGAUUUGGAACGUUUGGAGUAUCAUGAAUUGGCGGCUGAAGCUUUUUACCUGAUGGCUGUAAUCUAUGACAAGCUGGGAAGGAUAAAUGAGAGGGAAGAAGCCUCAUCCAUGUUUAAGGAGCAUAUUAUGGCCCUAGAGAUACCUUUGAAUGACUGAUAAAGAUCCUCAAAGGUGUAGGUAGUUACAUUGUAAAGAAUUGUUGUCAAGGAGACGAGCAUGUCAUGCCCCCAUUCUCUUGUAGUACUGUAGUUCAAAGACUGGUUGAGUGUUGACUAUUUUGAGUUUCUGGCUUUUAUUUUGCUUUAUCUAGUAGUGACUCAAAACAAGAGGCCUAGAGGUGAUGUAUACGAUAUUGAAGCAAAAUAACUAAUUUAAAAACUAAUUAACGUUCUUGUGGAUGUAUAAAG